This is a messenger RNA of Manis pentadactyla (Chinese pangolin), 1030 nucleotides long. It is a transcript of the gene ITGB1BP1, whose product is annotated as integrin subunit beta 1 binding protein 1. Bases 249 to 839 code for a protein of 196 amino acids. NCBI's taxonomy places the organism in Eukaryota, Metazoa, Chordata, Mammalia, Pholidota, Manidae. Gene Ontology annotation, cellular component: lamellipodium; ruffle; cytoskeleton. Gene Ontology annotation, molecular function: integrin binding. The transcript is spliced from 8 exons. Gene Ontology annotation, biological process: negative regulation of substrate adhesion-dependent cell spreading; negative regulation of focal adhesion assembly. The record is from RefSeq and is a predicted model, not a curated record.
CCGGAGGCGGGGCCCGGCGGGCGGGGCCGGGGUCCCGGAAAAGCUGGCGCUGGAAUUCGAGCCGGAGUGGCGGCCCCGGCAGUGGGUGUCUGACCCCGACCGCAGGCGGCCGCAGGGAUGGGCCAGCGGCUGUGAGGUACACUAUGCCAGAAUGGCAGGACGCCACCUGUGCUGACUGCUGUCUGUGAAGGCGAUAAAGUAGCAUUCCUUCUCCAGGGAGCUCCUCUGGGUCAAGCUAUGGUGAAAAAAUGUUUCGGAAAGGCAAAAAACGACACAGCAGUAGCAGUUCCCAAAGCAGUGAAAUCAGUACUAAGAGCAAGUCUGUAGAGUCUAGCCUUGGGGGGCUUUCACGCUCCAGCACCGUGGCCAGCCUGGAUACGGAUUCCACCAAGAGCUCAGGUCAAAGCAACAAUAACUCUGAUACCUGUGCAGAAUUUCGAAUAAAAUAUGUUGGUGCCAUUGAGAAACUGAAAUUCUCUGAGGGGAAAAGUCUUGAAGGGCCACUAGACCUGAUAAAUUAUAUAGAUGUUGCCCAGCAAGAUGGAAAGUUGCCUUUCGUUCCUCUGGAGGAAGAAUUUAUUAUGGGCGUUUCCAAGUACGGUAUAAAAGUAUCAACAUCAGAUCAGUAUGAUGUUUUGCAUAGGCAUGCUCUAUAUUUAAUCAUCCGGAUGGUGUGUUACGAUGAUGGUCUGGGGGCAGGAAAAAGCUUAUUGGCUCUGAAGACCACAGAUGCAAGCAAUGAAGAGUACAGCCUGUGGGUUUAUCAGUGCAACAGCCUGGUAAGGAACAGGCACAAGCAAUCUGCAAAAUUUUAUCCACCGCUUUUGACUCUGUAUUAACGUCUGAGAAAUCUUGAAUUCUGCCAUCAAGGGGAAGUCCACUUCUUGUGAAACAUCAGCUAUUUUCCAUCUGCAAUGUUGAACUAUUUGGAAAUAUAUGAAAUUAUCCUUUGAUGUAGAUUUUCUGAGGAAAAUGCAAUGUAUAAAACACUGAUCAUUUGCUUUUCUAUUAAAGUGUAUAUUAACAGUGA